UUAUUAAUAAUAUAUAUUUUAUGAUAAAAAAUUUCUAAUCUGAUAAAUGUCAUAUGAAGAAAGUGAAAGAGAAUAUAAAGUGAAAGUGAAUUUUUUAAUUCUUAGCCACAUUUUUCUCAAUAUCUCUUUUACUUUUUAAAAGUAUAUUGAGAUGGAAAUGGCACCAGUAGAAAUUACAGAGGAGAGUGGCGAAAAAAUUCAAACCAGUCCUAUCAUACAGAUAGUACGAGUUCCAGUGAAACAUGCUAAUUUAGGCAUACGAAGUCAUGCCAUGGACAUGAGUACAAUGGUAGAACUAACAUCAUUUAGUACACUGGGAAAGAUACAACCUUUUCUAGUGACUAUCACAACCACUGCAGCUUUAUUAGUAGACUUACAUUGUCAUUUAACAGAUAAGGAAAUUUGUGGUUAUCUCGGCGGACACUGGGAUAUCAAUUCACAUAAUCUUUCUAUAACAUGUGCAUUUCCAUGCCGAUAUUCUGGUAAAGAGAAGUCAGCUGCAGCAGCUGUGGAAGCUGAAAUUGCAAGAGCUAUGGAAUGGAAACGUGUUACACUGGUAGGAUGGUAUCAUUCUCAUCCACGCUCACAUGCAUCACCUUCAUUAAGAGAUGUAGAUUCUCAAUUGGAUUAUCAGAUCAAAAUGAAGGGGCCUAGCGAUAAUGGAUAUAUACCAUGCGUGGGAUUAAUAUGCUCUCCUUACAAUAUGGAUGGCAAUUGCUAUGAGUCAAAUUUUAAUGUUUUUUGGUCUCUACCACCACCUGAAAAUAGACCUCACGAGUAUCCUCGACCAAUGCUUCUCAGUUAUACAUUAUCACAAGAACAUUUUCUUUCUCAAGAUACCUUGGAAGAGAUUAGAAGAUGUAUAGAAUACUAUAAAAGCGAAGGUGGCAUCGAUUUUACUGCUAAUUUCAACAACAAUACAACAUAUCUUGAACGUUUAAGAUGUUCUCUGGCAUCAAAAUUGCCUGGUCGAAAUAGAUCAAACGGCUCAUACUGGGAUGUGAUCAGGGAAAUGAUUUGUCCAGGCUCUGAAGACGCCAACGCGCCCGAAUUCUUGGCAGUGAAAUUUCCCUUAGUACCUUCCUCGGAAUCACUCGGACCACCUGUCCCACCAGGCGUCGGUCUCACAGCUGGUAACGCAGCUGUUUUUCUCGCACCAGUUAACUUCAAACCUGACGGAGGUGCCAUAAUCACUCCCACGUCCAAGCCAUUCGUGUUGCAACCUUCGACUUCUCGAGAUGGCAUUAAAAAAGACAAUAUGGGUCCUAAUGACGCCGCGUCCAUCACACAGAUAAAAGACAGCAAUUCCAUCUCCAAACACAUAUCUCCCUCGGAGAUAAUACCGAGUUUCCAAUCGGGCGAACUCACAGUAUCGGUGAAGAAUGCAAAGUGCGAUUACGAUUUCGCACCGACGGAUUUCUCAAAAUUGACGAAUCCACUGACUGGUGAUGGCACCAAGAGUCGAACAUCGAAUUCUGACUUUCCGUUAGCGGAUAUCACGCAACAGAUCACAAAAUUUUCGGAUCUGACGAAACUGGCAAACUUCUCUACCGCCGAUUUGGCGAAGCUAUCAAGUUUCUCUAUUGCGGAUUUUACGCGAACCUCGUCACCUUCGCCAUCCACAUAUAUGCGUAACAUCGCGAAUCUAUUCGGCCCUCUCGGCAAGAUUUCGCCAGCGAAGGACAUGGAAAGUAACGAACGCAAAGCGGGUGAUUUUGUUACCGUUGACGCGAUUCCGUCACCCUUCAAAACUGCUAGUUCGGAGGCUUGCAGAAGCUUCUCAGCAAGUGCCGAGGAUUAUACAAGCGAUCGUAAGAAAUUGGAAGUACAGAUUGAUUCCACGAAGAUCGGUAGACCAGGAGAAUAUCAAGGAACCGAGGAUCUGACAAUAUCAUCGAGUGUUAAAUCUGACUUUGGAAGUAUGUUGGAUAUGACGGCGUUACAUAAGAAGCAACCGUCCCAAUCGGCUGACAUGGGAGAUUCCUUAAAUCUUUCUAAAGACCGUUAAAUAAUAUAUUCGAUCAAGAAUCACAUUUUUUAACGUAAAGUU
Molecule: messenger RNA, 2050 nt
Organism: Camponotus floridanus (Florida carpenter ant)
Lineage: Eukaryota; Metazoa; Arthropoda; Insecta; Hymenoptera; Formicidae
Exons: 6
Coding region: 152-2008 (618 amino acids)
Biological process (GO): double-strand break repair
Cellular component (GO): BRCA1-A complex; BRISC complex
Molecular function (GO): polyubiquitin modification-dependent protein binding; metallopeptidase activity
Source: RefSeq, a predicted model, not a curated record